CCUCCACAAGAGCUAGAUUAUUUUCACGGAGAGAGAAGACGACAAUGGCUUCCUCUAGUUCUCAUCUCUCUGCUAUUCCACAACGCCUCUCUCUAUCUUCUAAAACCUCUUCUUCUCACUUGCUUAAAUCCAAGUCAGUCGGGUUUCGACUGAAAUCAAGUUUGGAGGAUAAGAAUUGCAACUCAGGAGAUUCCCACCCUUCAUUGGAGUCAAGUAAGGAAUCUCAAGCAUCAACAUCAAGGCGCCAGUGUAUUACUUGCUUAUGUUCAACUUUAGUGCUGAUUAGUAAUGCUGCAACCUCCAUCUCCAUCCCAAAGGCAAUUGCUUCAGAUGGAAAAGAAAGAGCUGUAUGCCGGAAUUGUUUAGGCAGUGGAGCUGUACUUUGUGAUAUGUGUGGUGGUACAGGAAAAUGGAAAGCUCUAAACAGAAAACGUGCUAAAGAUGUUUAUGAGUUCACAGAAUGCCCUAAUUGUUAUGGUCGAGGGAAACUUGUGUGUCCUGUUUGUUUAGGAACUGGUUUACCAAAUAACAAGGGUCUUCUAAGGAGGCCUGACGCAAGACAAUUACUUGAUAAAAUGUAUAAUGGUCGGAUAUUGCCUAGAUCUUGACAGGCCACUCCACCAAACAGAGAAUUUUGUACAUGAGCACAAAUGUAGCAAGCUUUUUCUUUCAAAUAGCCCAAGAAAUGACCAAGGCUUUGAUCUUCCUAAAGCUGCUUCGUUCAAGGGCAUCUGUAUCAGAGGAUGGAAGAACACCUCUUUCCAUCCCUAUUUGAAUCACAACAAGUAUGUAGACUGAAUAAGUUGCUUUCUAGUGUUAAUUGAUGGAUUACAUCAGUCUUUACAUAGUAAGAGUGAAAUUGUAUAGUUUUAAGAUGUAAUUUUAACGAAGUUUGUAAUUAAAGUACAUUGUGCUUCUAAAAGAUAGGAUCAAUACUUCUCUACAUGCAUUGUAUUGAAAUGAAUGGCUCUGUUUGGCAAGAGCAUUUGAAGGAGUGUUUAGAGUUUUGACUAUGUCAAAACACUAUUUUGAUGUAUUGCAUCGGUUGGUGAGGUAGUUUUAUAAAA
Molecule: messenger RNA, 1067 nt
Organism: Jatropha curcas
Lineage: Eukaryota; Viridiplantae; Streptophyta; Magnoliopsida; Malpighiales; Euphorbiaceae
Gene: EDA3
Product: DnaJ/Hsp40 cysteine-rich domain superfamily protein
Biological process (GO): photosystem I assembly
Cellular component (GO): chloroplast
Molecular function (GO): protein-disulfide reductase [NAD(P)H] activity
Source: RefSeq, a predicted model, not a curated record